AUGCUUCCGACAGUCAGGAAACGACAUCCGGCUGCGAUUUGGCUUUUCAACCCCUCACUAUGUUCUCCGCAGGCGUUCUUCACAUCCAGAGCCCGUCAGAAUCGGAUUAAUCAUCCGACACGGAGAACGCAAAGCGGGCGAGUGUCUGCUCGACUUCUGCUCGUCGGUGUCCGAGGCUCCUGCUCAUGCACCAGCAUCUGCAUUCGUUCCAGGAACAGAUCCCUGGAUCCCGCCAAGGGGCACAAGGCGGAAACUGCGUCUAUGCUGGCCCCAUCCCUGGGCGGGAAGCAACGUUAUGCUGUCAUUAGCCUCAGCCCUGAAAGUUUCCGGGCCUCUGUGGCUCUUCUGCAUCGAGCAUGGUCCUGGCUAGACACUCCAACAUCGGCUCGACUCAUCUUGGAAAGGCGCUGGAUGUAUGCUUUCUUUCCCUCUGCCCGACGCACAGAUGGUUGA
Colletotrichum costaricense is the source of this 453-nucleotide messenger RNA. RefSeq lists its product as uncharacterized. The record is from RefSeq and is a predicted model, not a curated record. The transcript has a single exon. Lineage: Eukaryota; Fungi; Ascomycota; Sordariomycetes; Glomerellales; Glomerellaceae. The coding region runs from base 1 to 453 and encodes 150 amino acids.